Aedes albopictus (Asian tiger mosquito) is the source of this 757-nucleotide messenger RNA. RefSeq names its product adult cuticle protein 1-like. Lineage: Eukaryota; Metazoa; Arthropoda; Insecta; Diptera; Culicidae. The transcript is spliced from 2 exons. The record is from RefSeq and is a predicted model, not a curated record. The coding region runs from base 142 to 642 and encodes 166 amino acids.
UUGAUUGGUUGGUAUAGCAAUCAGAACCAAUUGAUUCCUAUAAAAACGCAGCAGGAAUUGAAAAAGGAUCAAAACACAUCAGUACUCCAAACUGUAACAAUCUUCUCGCCUUUCAGCGAUUCCCAGAGGAAAUCAACAAUCAUGAAGUGCAUCGCAGCUGUAGUCAUGAUGGCCCUGGCCGUUGUUGCUGAAGGAAAUCUCGUGCCCUACUCCGUUCCAUUGGCUUACUCCGCAGCCCACACCACCGUUGUCCAGCAGAACGUGGCCCCUCGGUAUAUCUCCACGGUUCCAGUGACCUCCUACGCCGCUUCUCCAGUUACCUACGCUGCCGCCCCAGUAACCUACACCGCUCCUCACACCACGUUCGUCCAGCAGAACGUUGUCCCACGUUACGUUGCCCCAGUGGCCUAUGCUGCUCCUUCGGUCGUGGCCUACAACUCUGUCGAUUCGGAAGUCGUCGAAGCCACUCAUGUGGCCGCCCCAGUGGCCACCGUCGUUGCCCAGCCAGCCGUAGCCGUUGUUGCCCAGAAGGAAGCCCGGUAUGUGGCUGCCAACCGUGGAGCUGUGCAUGAUGCCCCCCUCGCUGGACACACCGUUUCGCAGCAAUCGCUCAAUCUGGAACCAGCUGCGGGAACCGUUUGAAGUGAUUGAUAAAUAAAUUUGACGAUUUGGCCCAGGUAUUUUGAAACGUAGUCUUGUACAAAUUGAAAUUAGCAAUGGUGAAAACUUGCAAAUAAAAUUUACUGUUCUGCUCAAA